This is a messenger RNA of Alternaria atra, 705 nucleotides long. RefSeq lists its product as uncharacterized. The coding region runs from base 1 to 705 and encodes 234 amino acids. The transcript is spliced from 2 exons. Lineage: Eukaryota; Fungi; Ascomycota; Dothideomycetes; Pleosporales; Pleosporaceae. The record is from RefSeq and is a predicted model, not a curated record. Gene Ontology annotation, biological process: cytoskeleton-dependent cytokinesis. Gene Ontology annotation, cellular component: dynactin complex.
AUGGACGAGUACGAGGAGGCGGUUCUUUUCACAUUUGCGCUGCUGGAGACACGGUUGGAUCGCCUGGAGUAUGUCUUGGGCGGUCCACACGACACUACCAAGGACAAGCCUAAGGCAAUUCCGGACCGCAUACACAAGAUCGAGCAGUCACUACAGCAGCUAGCCGGCAAGACUGCAUUGCUCGAUGAAGCAAACAACCUGCUGAGCAAGCACAAAGACGUCCUCAAACCACAACACAACAACGACGACGAUGAUGAUGACGACAGCUCCCCACUCGACACCACCCAAAAAGCCGCGUUGGUAGUAGAACGCGCAACAGGCUUCGCAACAACGGCAUCACAGCUCCAAGCUCUCCAAGACCAGCAGAUACCCACCACUGACGGCUUCACCAAGUUGGCUAUUUUGAGACCACGCAUUGCCGAAGCAGAAGACCGUCAGCUACAACAAGCGCUCAAGAUAUCUGAACUGAGGAGAAGGAACGGGUUGUUGAACCAGAGGUACAAGCAGGUCAUGUUUCUUGGCGCGGGAAGAUGUUGGGUCGACUAUAAUGAGAGGCUUACCAAGGCGCUGAGGGCACUUGUGAGGGAGGAGUAUAGACGCAGGCCUGAUAAGGAGGAGGAGGGGGUGACACGCCGUGAAGAGGAAGAAGAAGGAGAAGAAGAAGAAGAGGGCGAGGAGGAUGAAUCAGAGGAUGACGAGCUUUGA